Drosophila persimilis is the source of this 1167-nucleotide messenger RNA. It is a transcript of the gene eff, whose product is annotated as ubiquitin-conjugating enzyme E2-17 kDa. Gene Ontology annotation, cellular component: nucleus. The transcript has 6 exons. The record is from RefSeq and is a predicted model, not a curated record. Gene Ontology annotation, biological process: ubiquitin-dependent protein catabolic process; protein polyubiquitination. NCBI's taxonomy places the organism in Eukaryota, Metazoa, Arthropoda, Insecta, Diptera, Drosophilidae. The coding region runs from base 654 to 1097 and encodes 147 amino acids. Gene Ontology annotation, molecular function: ubiquitin conjugating enzyme activity.
GGUGUGCCACCCCUACUUUUACAAUUCGAACAUUUUGUGCGCUAGCAAUACCGAAAAUAGGAUUCCAACUCCCAUAGAAGCGCCAAAACAACGGAAAACUCUAGUCGCUGCCGGAAAGCUUGCCACGUGCGUGUGUGCAAUUGCAAUUCAACUAGAAAGGAAUUAUUUGUUUGUUAUUCGGGGCAAAAAAUAUAAUUCAUAAGGCGUUUCACCACACGACUACAACACUACACGUACAACUGUCUCUGUCACGCGCAAGCCUUUCAGACUGCUGUUCGCAUCGUGUCGGUCGCUCUUUUGCUCUGUUCGUUCGGUCCGCCUGGCCAGCAUUGAUUGAAAUCGAGUCAAAAAAAAAAUAAUCGUCGCCGUAGUCUUCGUCGGGUCGCCGUUUACACGCGCCAGAGCCAGUGCCAGAGCUGCAAUAUUUCGAGACAAGGGACACAAAUUAUAAGCAAAGCAGAGCAAAUUCAAGUGGAGCGCAGCUCAGCCUUUGUGUUUCGUUUAUUUUCCAGCGAUUUUAGACACAAGUUCGGUUCCGUUUUCGACUCGAUAAAAGAAGAACAAAAGAAUCCGCGAACGAGCCAGAGCCACACAGACCAACCAAACACUCACACUCACACAACCAAACCAGAAAAUCAAAUUUCAAUCAGAAAAUGGCGUUAAAAAGAAUCAAUAAGGAACUGCAAGAUCUGGGCAGAGAUCCACCUGCACAAUGUUCAGCCGGACCAGUUGGAGACGAUUUGUUUCACUGGCAAGCUACAAUAAUGGGCCCGCCGGACAGCCCUUAUCAAGGAGGUGUAUUCUUCUUAACUAUACAUUUUCCAACAGACUAUCCCUUUAAGCCACCAAAAGUGGCUUUUACAACGCGCAUAUACCAUCCAAACAUCAACAGCAAUGGAUCGAUUUGUCUCGAUAUAUUAAGAUCUCAGUGGUCGCCAGCAUUAACUAUUUCAAAAGUCUUAUUAUCAAUUUGCUCUCUACUCUGUGAUCCCAAUCCAGACGAUCCGCUUGUUCCAGAGAUUGCCCGAAUAUAUAAAACCGAUCGGGAAAAAUAUAAUGAGCUGGCACGAGAGUGGACUAGAAAGUAUGCUAUGUGAUGCGUUCCAGAUUGCAGUCCAACAAAAACAAUAACAGCAACAACAACAGCAACAACAUCAGCAACAACAA